AAUUGCCUGUUUUGCAACACGUUGAAUUUACGAAACACAUAUGUUGGAAAAAACUAGUGUGCUAAAAUUUAUGUUAAAAUAAAUUACCUAUGUGGAAAUUCGUAUUACACCUUUUACCUUACUUUGUACUUCAAUACCAUGUAAGGCAAACCCAUGGCGAAAUAUAUACUUACGAAGACGUGGAACUAAGAAGAAUAUUUGCAAAUGAAUUCCCUCAAGACACUGUCAGGAAAAGUGGAGCGUUAGAUGCAGAGCAUUUAGGCCGAUACAGCGAACUAAAGAGUUAUUAUGAAAAUCCAAAAGCUAAAUUCAACAGCCAUUUCGAAGAAUUGACAUGUUAUAAUAAGGAAGAAGGAAAAAUGUGUAGUGUGGACAUGGACCGAUAUUCGCCUGAAGAAAAUCAGUACUAUAUGUCAUCAAAGUUAGAGAGCCACACAGACCGACGCCGCGUCUUCUGUUUUAUGUUGCUCUGCUUCACCGAAGACGAGCUGGAUAGAGUUGUUGCAUCUUUUUGA
Molecule: messenger RNA, 515 nt
Organism: Bicyclus anynana (squinting bush brown)
Lineage: Eukaryota; Metazoa; Arthropoda; Insecta; Lepidoptera; Nymphalidae
Exons: 5
Coding region: 90-515 (141 amino acids)
Source: RefSeq, a predicted model, not a curated record